UGUAUAGAGUCUCAAGAAAUGAACUCUGGAAAUUCUUCUACUCUGGACUGACUUUUUGUUGAUAUGAUCUACCUUCAAGGAAUGUAUUACAAUUGUGGUAUUGGUGUUUUUUGGAGGUUUUUACGUAAUUUCGCGACGUUGCGCUUUAGAGUCCAGUGUCCACAAGGAAGAACUAAAAUGGCGGCGGUAGAGAGUUUCAGUGUACAAGCAAUUUUCUGGGAUUUGAAUACAGUCUUAGAUUAUUCUUUAUCUCCGUUUAUAUAUUUUGAAUAACAAAUUGUGAAAACCAAGAUCAGGGGGUUUUGCUUCUUGGAAUAAAACCGAGAAUUAAAAUUUUCUUCUAAAGAAAAUGGAUAGUAGCAACAUUAGCAAUGGCGGUAGUUUGGAUCAAACAUUGUUGGAUGGAAAGUUGCAUCGUCAAGUCGAUAUUCUUAUUGUUGCUCAUCUUCGUGACAACAAUCUCAAUCAGGCCGCAAGAGCCGUUGCAUCAGCUACAAUGACACCAUUGACUGUUGAAACUCCUCCUAAUAGGCUACUUGAAUUGGUUGCAAAGGGUCUUGCAGCUGAGAAGGGUGAAGUGUUGAGAGGAGUUUCUUCAGCUGCACCUUUUGAUCAAACUCUAGCUACUGGAUAUGGCUCCACACCAGCUCCUCGGGCAAUUUCUGUUGAUUUUAGUACGGCACAUGACACCAAAGGCUCAUCAAAAAAUUUUCCAAAACAUGAAAGUCGACAUAUUUCUGAGCACAAGAGUAUUGCUAGAUGUGCAAGAUUUAGUUGUGAUGGAAGGUUUCUUGCUACCGGAAGUGCAGACCCGUCAAUCAAACUCUUUGAAGUUUCAAAAGUCAAACAAAUGUUGCAGUCAGACUCAAGAGAUGGUCCAGUGAGGCCAGUUAUACGAACAUUCUAUGAUCAUACACAACCAAUUAAUGAUUUAGAUUUUCAUCCUCAAAAUGCAGUUGUGAUUUCUGGGGCAAAAGAUCACACCAUCAAAUUCUUUGAUUAUUCAAAACCAGUAGCAAAGAGAGCAUUUAGAGUUAUUCAGGAUACUCAUAAUGUAAGGUCUGUGUCAAUUCACCCUUGUGGAGAUUAUCUUCUGGCAGGAACUGAUCACCCCAUCCCUCAUUUAUAUGACAUCAAUACUUUUCAAUGUUACCUGCCAUUGAAUUUCCAAGACAGUAUUGUUAAUGGAGCCAUAAAUCAGGUUAGGUAUUCACAAAAUGGUGGCAUGUAUGUCACGGCAUCCAAAGAUGGUGCUAUUCGGUUGUGGGAUGGCAUAACUGCCAGUUGUGUCCGAUCCAUAGAUGGUGCACACGGAAAAGUCGAAGCUACAAGUGCAAACUUUACGAAGGAUCAAAGGUAUGUCCUCUCUUGUGGGAAAGACUCUUCUGUGAAGCUUUGGGAAGUUGGCACAGGAAGAUUGGUCAAACAGUAUCUUGGAGCUGUACAUACGCAGUUGCGGUUCCAGGCUGUUUUCAAUGAUACGGAAGAAUUUGUGCUAUCCAUAGAUGAAUCAAGCAAUGAAAUUGUUGUAUGGGAUGCUCUGACAACCGAGAAAGUGGGUAGAUUGCCCUCCAGCCAUGUUGGCAUUCCGCGUUGGAUUGAGCAUUCUCCAACUGAGGCAGCCUUUUUUUCAUGUGGAAUUGACCAGUCUGUACGGUUCUGGAGAGAGGCAGUUUAGUUCUAUGAAGAAGAAGAAACCGGGAUCGUCACUCUACACCAAUGACAUGUAUGCCAGCGGGAAAGCAAGCGAAAGAAAGAGGUCCGGGCUUCUGCUAGAUUGGCUGCAAGAUUGUUGGGUGGAUGUUGAACUAAUAUUGAUCUUUUUCUGUUUCUGCCCAAGAUUGUUUCUAUUAGAAGGCUGGUUUUAGGGUCGUUAUAAUCCAUUUAGAUUCAAAUUUGUUAGUAUAUACUCUGCAGGCUAGGGUUCCAUUGAUAAUAGGAUGACUUUGUGAUCCAGGGUAGCUAGGGAUGGAAAGUUUAAUGAGGAUGGAUCAAUACCCUUUAGGGGGCGUUUGGUUCAGGCUUAGUAAAUGAAAGAAUUACGGUGACUCAAUGACGUAUGACGUGGAAGGAAUAAUGUCCAAUGUCUAAAGGGGUCACCUAAUUGUACAGAGGACUAUAGUCCUCACAAACUUGUGUGGACAAUGAUCUUAAAGUGAAAUUGUAAUAGAAUUAAAAUGGUAUAUUAGUGUUGUUAUAAUAAAAUUAGUGUGUGGAAAAUAAACGAAAA
This is a messenger RNA of Ipomoea triloba (trilobed morning glory), 2230 nucleotides long. Its product is annotated as cleavage stimulation factor subunit 50-like. The coding region runs from base 350 to 1678 and encodes 442 amino acids. The record is from RefSeq and is a predicted model, not a curated record. Gene Ontology annotation, biological process: mRNA 3'-end processing. Gene Ontology annotation, cellular component: mRNA cleavage stimulating factor complex. Lineage: Eukaryota; Viridiplantae; Streptophyta; Magnoliopsida; Solanales; Convolvulaceae. Gene Ontology annotation, molecular function: protein binding; RNA binding. The transcript is spliced from 15 exons.